Messenger RNA from Trachymyrmex septentrionalis, 10459 nucleotides. RefSeq names its product mucin-17-like. Bases 446 to 10213 code for a protein of 3255 amino acids. The record is from RefSeq and is a predicted model, not a curated record. The transcript is spliced from 18 exons. Lineage: Eukaryota; Metazoa; Arthropoda; Insecta; Hymenoptera; Formicidae.
ACUCUAUCCGAUCGUCGUCCCCGAACAACGUCCCUCGUGCAACGAACGCGCGAAAAAUCGGCGCAUCCAAAAAUGCGUCACGUGCAACGUCCCAUCUGACCCGUCUGACCUCGUCGUCUCGCUAUCGCGCGCGAAUUCUGUGAUCUCGUGCGAAUCUUUUCUCUUUUCUUUUUAUCCUUUUCUCUCGGAGUGCCGCGUAGAAUUGAAUAUCAAGUCCGUGAACUUUUACCUCGGUCGUUUCGAAAUUUCGAUCGAAGAGUGUCGCUCUCGUCCGUGUUUUCGGCAGGAAAUCGCCGCGCCGAUUUAUUUAUUUCUCCGAUUUGCUAAAGUUUCUCUUUGGUUUUAAUUCGCCAUCGGAGAAAGUAUUACGGAUUGCCGGGGCGAAUUGUGCUGUGGUGGCUCGGAAAUGAGACAUAGGAUUAGACACGACUGAGCAGCUGCAAGAAUGGCAAGGACAUUUUUAUUGAGCUUAAUCGUGGCGUUGCUGCUGGUCUUCGCUCUUACCGAAGCUUCUCGCGGACAGACUAAUCAGACGGAUGGGCAGAAAAUAACAAAUCGCGGUACUGCGAGAUACAACUCUAAAUCAACGACGGAAUCGAGUAGUCUUCCUACACCGGAAAUCAGGUUGCCUCGCGAUAAGAGUUCCCAUUCAGAAACAGUUGCCAACUUAGAAAAGCAUGAAACGCAUUUUGCGAGAGAAGGUUCGAUUAGAUCGCGAUCAAAAUUAAAGCAAUCACAAGCGGCAGAUGAUUCCACUACUACAUCACGGACAAGUUCGAGGCAUUUGAAUACUAGUGUCGAUAAUUCACGAAAUCGUCAAAAAUCGCACGCUACACAGGCUGUUAAAGAAGAAAUAACGAGGGACGACAAUAAAGAGAACGCGCCUGAGUCACGAACGCCGAAACGAUUGACAGCUUCCCGAAGGACGUCUUCGGACGAAUCUCUCAUCUGGGUGGACAAUGUAAAGUUGGAUCACGAAGUGUUCACCAAGUCGAAUCAUUUAAGAUCAAGAACAGGAAGAAAGAUUUCUGUGAAUCACGGGAGAGAAUCGAAAAGUGAAAUAAUCCCAAUCAGAAAAUCUCCGGAAAAUGAAAAUGUGGAGAAAGCUAAAAGUCCAAGCAAGGAAUCGGAAAAGGAAGAAGCACGAUUGGAACAUUCAAAGAUCGAGAACGUCACUCCAAAAGCGAACAUAUCAAAGAAAAUAGAUACGAAAAGCACGGACAAUUCUGGCAGUCAUAAAGAUCAAGCAAAAGAUGUUCUGUUGUCGGGUUCCGAGAGUGUAAGAGUGGACGUCCCUCUGACGGAUGGAAAUGAUGAAGACGUCAAUCUUUUAACAUCCGCCACGGCUUCGUCCGUCAGUGUGUCCCCGAGACAAGCUUCAAGGUCGGACAGGGAAAAGGUAGAGAACAACGAUAUCGCAACGAGAUCGAACACAAAGAAAAGUAGACAGUCGAGUCGAUCGAAAUCUCGUAACAGAUCCAAAACAAGGGAUCCUAAUCUCGAGGCCGCAAAUUCCGGAAGUACUUCCCGCCGAGGUUCUUCCAGAUCCAGCAGUACUGUGACUGCGGAGAUGAAUAGACGAUCUUCCAAUUCUAGACACAAAUCUAGCUCGAAGAACGUCAAUUCGAGAGGCCGUUCCACACAUCAGUCGAGAGAUGCGGUCACGGCGGAAGCAAGAAAUAGCGAUAGACAGAGAAAUAUAGACACCGAUUCUGAAACGAAUGCAAAUAGACGAACGGCAAAUACACGACGUAACGACAGACGAACGUCUGAAGGAAAGCGAAGAUCCAAGGAUAGCCGAUCAAAAGCGGAAGUCAAGGUAGACGAGCAAGAUAUCCGGGUGCAAUCCAGAAGUCGGUCACGCGCAGCUACGAGCAACCUUGAUGUUACUACUACUUACGUUCCGAAAGCGACAAUUGCCGAAACUACAACUGUUCCUUCUGUGAACGCCGAGAUUACGACAUCCAGUUCUACAACAACGAUCAGGCCAUCGACAACGAUUCGAACGUCCACUCCGACUGAGCGAGUUUCACGCAAUAGAGGAAGAGAUAGAGGAGAAAGUUCUCGAGCGAUUAAACCCCCGAAGGAAGAUUUUUUUAAUCACGGUCUAGGUUUUCGUGGUCGAAAGACCUCAACAGAGACAUCGUCCUCAAUUGUUACAGAACCAAGGACCACUACGCCUAAAAGCGAAACGCAAUUACGUGGUAAUCCCGGAUGGACUCUCAGACGUCGACCUGGUCACGUCAAUCAAGAUACUCCUUCUUCAACUACAUCUACGCCAAGUAAUCGAGAUCAGACUAAUGAAAUUGUCUUGUCCACUGAUUCACCGAGGAGCACCGAAACACCGUCAACUAAUGCCGGACGAAGAGGCACCAAAAGACCAAAAGUAAAGGAUGAGAGCGAUAUCGCAUCGGGAGUUGCGGCGAAGAGCACGACAAGAGGCAGUAAAACCUUCAAUAAAUCCGAAAACUUUGAUCUACCCAAGGGAACAGAACUCGAGAGCGACAAUUAUCCUCCCGCAUUUCGAGCUAGACUAUCUCAAUUGAAAAAUUCUAACUCGAAACCUACUGAAGGAAAAAGUACAACUAGGACCAGUUUGCAGGCCACAAAACCAAGCUUGACGAGUCUGUUCUCCGAAAGAUCCAAGCUGAAACUGGAGUUAGCCAGAAGAUUAAUCAAACCCGAACUGAAUGUUGACGAGAACGAUUUCGAUGUAACGACAACCGCUUAUUCCAAUAAAUCAAAAGCGAAAGAAGUUUCGACGGUCAGCGAAAGCAGAAACAUAGAGAAAACAACAAAAGCGACCAGCAAGCUCAUUGGUACUCAUGCUACACAUGGAAGUUCGACAAUUGCGAGUGCGCCGAAAGAAAAAUCAACCGUAAGAGGCAGAUGGAAGAUCUUAGAGACUAGAAAAUCAAAAGAUCGAAAUGUCAAAUCUUCACUUAGAUCACCCGCCGGUACGACUAAAAAGAUCCGAGUGACUUCUGAAAGAGCAUCUUCGUUCGUCGAAAAAACAUCGUCGAAGAACGUUACAGAACUUAACGCUAUACCACGGUUAAUUACAGUUUCACAUCGCGGUGCCGUUCCCGUAGAAGGAACGGCUGCCACGGCUGUUGAUACGACAAAAGUCCAAUCCCCGACGAGCACCAUGGCAUCUCGGGACGAAGUGUCAACGUUGACGAAUACGGUGGAAGCUAUAGAGGAAAACACCAUCAUUACAACUGUCGAACCGCUGAAGCCAGAUAAAACAUUCAUUGAAACUAUUACUGCAACAUCAGGUGCUGUCACUGAUGCAUCAACAGAAUCUAAAGUCCUCACGGAAUUCCCUCAAGAAGUUACACUACCACCGACCGUUAUCACAAAUGAUAUUCUUUCGUCGUCUACAUUAUCAACAUUAGAAAAAGUAUAUCCCGUUUAUAUUCCGAAUGCGAACGACUUGUCAAGUGAUAAAGAAAAGACGACAAUCCUAAACGAUUCGAGUAAGGGCAGCGUUCGAUCCCGUUAUCAGUCAAGUCAGGAACAACCGGACAAGGUAACGGUUUCUAUGGUGACAUCGAGAACCGUCGGACCCACUAGUAGGUACAUCCGGAAGAAAUCCGGUGUUUUCACGCCAUACGACUCCAUUCCCAAGACAUCCAAUACGGAAGCAACGCUUACGCAGACGAAGCGACGAGAAUUCCGUCCGCGAACAUCGACUUACAGGAGGCAUUCCGAAGUGCCAACCAGCCAGCUGGUGAUUCAGCCGCCGACGACGGUCGAGCAGACGACCGCCGGCGUAGCUAUCACCCCAAAGCCGACCAAGUAUCACGCUCAAGUUGAACCGAGCACUCGAUCUUUACCCUUUUCACGAUCUUCACUCGAUCCGUUAGUCAGCGUGAGGAUCGAUACCUCGAAUGAUACCAUCUCGCGAGCGUCCGGUAUCGCCGGAAGCAGCAAUGGCAAUAGCGGCAACUCCAACAUCUUCAACCCCACUAGGAGCACGUAUCUCACUGCGAAUACCACCACGCUGCUGGAGCAACUACGAAGCACCGUGGCACCGCUCUUAAACAAUUUAAGUGACAAGACCCCCAUCUUCUCCGGAGCCUAUUCUAAUGUGAAUACAGGGAAUUCAGUCCCCAGGAUAACACCAAACGGUUCCCCGCCGAGAUUCAGCGCGAGAUACAAAGGAGCAGAAUUGCUUGUAAGAAAACCGUCCGUUGGUCAAGCUGUGGUACCAUCGAUCACAACGUCAUCGACUACAGCUUCAACAUUAAUAGAGAAUUCCGGUUCGGCGCCACCCGUUACCAUCAACAGCCCCGGCGAGCCGAGAUUCAUCACUUUUUAUCAGGCGUUAGAGUCGGCUAGCAUAAGAAAUGAAAAUUUGGGCGCGGAAGACGUGUCUCAGCGGCAAAGACUAACUGGCGUGGUAACGAAGGUAGACCCUAACGCUACUGUACCUAACGGCGCCAGUAACGAUAUUGCUAACAACAAUGACACCAUUGCUCCAUCAAUCACCGCGACUACUAUUACUACAUCCUCCCCAGAUAUCACUACCGUAGACACUGCCACUGCCGUACAGUCGGCAAACAAUUCGCUCGCUUCAAUAUUAGGUGCCGAGAGUAGUACCGAUGGUAGUCCGGAAACCACCACGACAGUACAAACCCCCGCAAAUCCGGAUAUAAACGGAGGAGAAACGACUCCAGUCCCCACCUCGGAAACGCCCGGGUCGGAAACCACCGUCCCUGUUAACACGAUAACGAACACACCACCAUCCACCACUACUGAAACUGCCACGUCGACAAGCAUCGCCGAUAUAACUUUGGCAGCAGAAUCCUCCACAGAAUCCGUUCCUAACGUUCAAUUCACUGAACUGAGCACCAAAACCACGGAAGUAGCAAUGCUACCCAUCACUGAAACUGUGAACGCAAUAGUAUCCAUGCCAGCUUCUCAAAAUCUGCAAACAGUGAAUGAUACAUUGGAUACAACAAUACCAUCUUCAAUCACCAAGAGCGUUACCGUGAUUCACUUACCGGAAGCGACGACUAUACUCGCGAUGAACGACACGUCGGAGAGUAUUGAGACGAAUACCGUGCAACAAUCUGAGGAAACGACGCCUCGCCUAACAGAAACGACCUCGAUCAUAAUCGAGGAUAUAGAAACAAAUACCAUACAGCAGUCUGACACGAAUCCGUCUCAAACAACGGAAAUUACGAGCACUACUGAGUCAACCACGACCGAAGAGAUUUCGAAUGACGUAAUCGAAAUUCGUACGACAGCGAUACCCGCUUUCUCAACUACAUAUCGCACACGAUUAGUCGAUUACGCGCAAGAUAUUCUAUCAUUUUUAUCGCAAAAGGGGGCUACGACGAUUAACACACCGAUCCAAAAACCUAUCGCUACGACGACCGUCUCUCCCGAGCUGUCUAACGCGAUACCGGAUUCGUCGUCAACAAAUACAGAGAGCCCGGCGCAACCUGAAGAGACAACUACCAUACGGAUAGCUGGACCGGGUACCGACGAAACGACGGAAUCGUUCGAUGUAGAGUUCGUGUCGAUCACGACGGACGGAUCAGAAGAGACCAAUCGAAACACAGUAGGUGUGAAUACUAUGCUUCAGGGUCAAUCUAACGACCAAGGGAUAAACGCACAGAAUACACUGGACUCGAAUACAGCAACGGAACAAACAUUUUCGAGAACCGUAGGCGACGAGCGCAACACGGCAUCAGAUCCCGAAUCGACAACGACAGCUCAGGAUGCGCGAGCUCCAACGACAGAUGGAGAAGUUGCGACCACCACAAUGACACCGACCUCGCGACUCGUUGAGUCCGUUACGGAGAACGGUUCCCGAUCGUCUAAUGAUACGUUACUCGCUGAGCUAAUGACUAUCGCGAAGACUCUCUUUACGGAAGCGAUAAACGACACGCGACAGUUGGGUCAAACUGACGACACGGUAGGAAACGAUAGAAAUCGAACCGUGUUCAUGUUGAAUGUCACGUCAGAAGCUACCACUGCACCUUCCGAACUUUCAAAACCUUUAGAAAACACUACCGAACGUAUAGACGUUACAACACUCAUUGAUUUAUCCGGAAAUGAAAGAGGAGAUAAUUCUACCCGGGGCCCUGUUGUAGGAUCGAAUAUUUUGUUAGUGGAAUCUAACGCGCGACCCAUCGAUGUAGGUGAUGUUACCACAAUGUCCCUUUCGCAGAUGAAGACCGGAAUAUCAAACAUCACUACGGUUACGGCCAGCAUGAGUUCUGAACUAACUACUAAUACGCCUGACUCACAAUUAUCUAAUCCGAUUGAAUCAUCCAGUAACAAUACUGAACAACAAACUAUUACGACAGUUUCAAAUAACGAGACUCAGUUGUUGAAUCGGUUAUUAGAAUUCGCUACCAAUAAUCCUUUAGCGAGCUCUGUUACCGCGAAUACAGAGGGAAUGCUGUCCACGUUUGACGUAAACAAUUCCACGACGUCGGACAUGGUAACAGAAUUAACCACUAGUGUAGCUAUGACGGAAAUAAACGUUGUACAAACGAAUGCCGUAGAUACCACUAAUCAGACACCGAUACCCACCACGAUAAUGCCUGCAUCUGACCUACAGGUUACAAACGACCAAUCCCUCAUAGCAAAUGCAUCGGAUAUCACUACGACACUUCCAAUGGUAUCCGAUACGAGCAAUACUCAGCCAUUUGAUACAGAACCUUCCAUCACGGAAUCAGUUCGUAACUUAGUAGGCUUCACCGACACUACCACUAAUCAACUCAACGACAUAACAACAAACGCCCCUCAAAUGCUAACCGAUCUCGUAAGCGAGAUGCCAAAUUUUAUUGCCCGUUUACAGGAUACAACGUCAACAACAACCGCCCAAGGGACGGCUGGUUCGAGAAUCAUCCAACCUGAGCAAACGACCGAAAUCAUCAUCACUACCACCACCAUCGUUCCUAAUAUCACAACAUCUUCAACCGCAUCAACAACCGAUUCCACCACAUCCCCCGUAUCCUCUAUCAAUGCAUCAACCAACCCAUCCUCAUCAAUUGAAUCAAUAGCAACCACGACAACGGAGACCACGACGACGACGAUGACGACAUCGACGGAAGCGUUGUCGCGAUCCGAGCUCACUACCACUGUCGAAUCGACGUCCGAAAUGACGACUACGACUGCCGACAUAAACGAUAAUCUUGUUUCCACUGAGACAACGACUGAUACCUCGACUACGCGAGGCACGACAGUCGUUCCGACUGAAUCGGAGGAUCUGAACAUGAUAUCGAGGAUAAAUGGUGGAGAAGAAACGACGACAACAACAACAACGACAAGUGUUGCACCACCCACAAAUGGCACAAAUAAUACGUCAACCACAACAACCACGUCGACGACCGCACGGACUACUGUGCUAAAUCGAGUAUCACCAUUUCCGGCAUCUACACCUUUCCAACCAGGGCCCUAUCUGGGACGUUUCGGUGGCAGCCAAAUGACUCCACUUCCGAGACCCAGCUCCUCUAAGACUCCUGUUCGUGACUACUUGAUUUAUGGUAUUUAUCCUAACAAGACCAUUGUGCGAAAGCGGCCGGAAGACAAUGUGAUCGACGGCAGGAAUGUAGACAGCCCGUACGUGAUAUUCGGCAUCUUUCCGGACGGCAGACUGGUUCGGAAGUUUCCCAACGGAACGAUAAUACCGGAUUCGCCCAGGAACCCGGUCGAGGUUGUGUUCACACUUAGAACUACCACUACUACUAACCGACCAGCACCCAGGCCAUAUUAUAACCAGGCUAACCAAGCAGGCGUUUAUAACAACCAGUAUCAAGUCCCGGUGUACUAUAGUAACGGUAGACCUAUGGAUGACCUGACGAGAGGCGCACAGAGCCCCGGAUCCUUUGAUUUUGGACUUAUUGGUAAUGCGAUCGGCGUUACCCCUGGAGGCCCUAAUUUCACGGGACCAUUUGGUCCCCCUGCUAGCGUCCCAAGCACAAACAAAAUGAACGAUAUUUUAUUAAAUUCUCAAAUGGGUACGUUGCCGAACUCAUUCGGUAAUCAGAGUAGCAGUCAAGUACAAGGUCCUCCAAGGAUCAUCCAGGAUCGCGAAAGAAACGAAGCUUCUCGGACAAGAGUGACAUCUGGUCAAAAUAGCGCUGUAUAUAUCGGACAGGAUAAAUUUAUUAAUUAUCAGAUUGAUGGUGCACCUGAUAUCAAUCCAAAAGUCGUUGAUGUAAGAAUAAAUUCAGUGGCUACUUCUGUGAACGAAGGCACGGCAUCAUCUACAUCAUCGAAUCCGUCUUUUGAAAAUUUACUGAACAAUCAAUCUGGUGGUAAUAUAAUAACAGCACCUCCUGGUUUCCCUUGGAGAGACCCUCUUGAUCAGAUAUUUGGUAUCACUACCAACUCACCUAUGCAAACAGCAUCUGUGGCAUCAAAUCAACUAGACGAGCCAAUCGGAAACAAUGCACCGAUUGUGUCACGUGUAAAUUCCAUGGUGGAAGUUUUCACACCAAUAGUAAGCACUGCAGUAACAUCUCCAUCCCCAAUCACUACAACUACUGCUAGUACUACUACACCUACUACUACUACUGCCAGUACCACCACUCCUACUACUACUACCAGCACUACCACUCCUACUACUACUAGUACUACUACACCUACUACUACUACUGUCAGUACCACCACUCCUACUACUACUAGUACUACUACAACGCCGGCACCAACAACAACUCCAACGACGACUACUGCCGCUAUCACCACCACCACCACUACAACUACCACAACUACUACUUCAACGACUCCUGCAACGACCACAAGUCAAACGACAACGCCAGCACGUAUAGGAUCAGUUCCACCGUCAACUACCGCAUCGACAAUAUCUACGAAUAAUAUAUUAAGCAGAUUACAAGCGAAUACAGUGGAGAAUCCCUUUGGUAGCACGUACGGGGAUUUGGCUUUCCUGAAUUCAUUGUUACAAAACAACAACGAUGUUAAGUCCACUACGCCGAAAACGUUAAGUGAAGUAGAGCAAUUAUUAGCAAACAGGAUUUUGUCGCUUGCACUGGCUAAUCCUGGGCCAACGAGAUCGCCAAAAGCGAUUCAAACCGCGAAUUCGAAUGCGAAUGUGAAUGUAAUUAAGAAUCCAUCAAAGAGCACGUCAUUCGGAUUGUCUUCCGAACCAAUAAUAAUCGACUUAUUACCGUCAAGCGUAUCCAGCAGCACAUCAUCUACGAAGAAGUAUACUGAAACACCCGCACCGACUAAAGCACCAGUCGUUAUCACUGCCAAGCCUAAGACGACAGCCAGACCCAAAACUACUACCCCUCGAGCGUCUGUAGGAUUUGGUUCGGGUUUAUGGCGAGCGUUGUUUGGCAAUAACUUUUUCGACGCAACCACUGCAGCAAGCGCUGUAAAAAGGAAACCCACGACUAAGGCGACUCAAAAACCUGCUAGCUCCACCCAAGCACCAGCGCAGAUCAUCAAGUCGACGCUUACGAAUCACGUAAUGACCUCGAUCAAAUCACCAACGACGCCAAGAAAUAUAGAUAUUUCGGACAUUCAUGUAGCUUCGAGCACAUCGCUCGCAGACAAUAUCAUUUCCGCAUCAACGCCAAGUACGAUUUCAACUACGCUCUUAAAUAAUCCUAGAUUGAGAGACGUCUCCACGUCCAAGUAUUCAUCCGAGGACGACGCGAAAUUCUUGGCUGCGCUCCUGCAAGCAGUACAAACGGCAGAAACGAGAACGAGUACUUCGGCGACAACACGAUUAAAUGAGGAUGAUGAAGCCUUUUUGAGAGCGAUUUUAAAUAAUCAGGCUAGCAUUUCUACCACAACAUCGUCAUCUAACGAAGUGAAUCCUGCUGCUUUGCUGGCUCUACUUUUAAAACAACAAGGAAUAGAACCCACAACGCCAGCAACAAAACUUAGAGAACAAUUACAAUUAUCAAGUCAAGAUCUGCUUACGCCAGAUGCAACUUCGACUACGACUCGACCAACAACCACUAGACCGAUCACCAUAGCGAAGCAAGUAGUGACAUCGAGACCUUCUGCGAGACCAAGACCAACAGAGAAUAUACUACAGACUACGACAUGGGCUCCAAGUUCAACAUAUCCGCCUCCUCUUUUCGGAGGAACUGGAUCGGGUAGUGGGCUGGUUACCGCUACUAGAGCCAUAGGCAGAUUCCUUGGCGCUGCCAUUUCGGGUGCAGCUCAACAGUUACAAUCUUUACUAAGAAAUAGUACCAGAAGCGCAGCCGGAUAACAUUAAAGUGGAAAAGGAUAAUAUACAUCAAUUUUCAAUCAACCUGAGAACAAAUAUCAGGAUUGAGAUAGUUAUUAAUUAAUAUCGUGCUUGCUGUUGAAAGUGCAUAUAAUGGCAACAUGGAAAUCGACAAAACGCUAGGAAAGUUCAAUCAAGACAACAGGAAACUUGCUCAAUUAUUAUGAGGACUAUUAAUAAUUAGAUGAAUAAGUCUCAAAAUCAUAUUUAAAAAAAUUUUUUCCUAAA